AACCCCAACUUAAUUAAUAAUACUAAGAAAAAUCAAUCUCGGAGCCGCAACUUAAAGGCGACGAACGACGGAGCGUAAAUGUAUCGAACGGUGGUGAAUCGCAUCCUUCUAACCAAAAACACCGGCGGAGGCCGCCGCUGCCUCCUCCGAUUCCCUGAUCUUAGAACUGCCGUUUCCUCUUCUCGUUUCUCCACUACAACGGAACCUCAAACGUUCCCUAAUCGUCCCCUUAAUCCAGCUGAUUCUUCCACGUCAUCUUCAUCGACGAGUUUCCAAACAUCAUCUGCGGCUGGCGAUAUUCCGCGUCAGGAGAGAAAGAAUCCGCGAGCUGAGUACCAGGGGGAGCAAGCUCGGGUUCUUCAAGCCUCACUACGACACGUCUUAAGAUUGGGAUGGAGUGAAGAAGCGAUGAUAGCAGGAGCAAAGGAAGUUGGGAUUUCUCCUUCCAUUGUUGGAUCUUUCCCCCGAAAAGAAGCUGCCCUUGUCGAGUUUUUCAUGGAUGACUGCUUACAAAGGCUUAUUGAUAGAAUUGACUCUGGCGAGGAAUUACAAGACUUGAUUCCUAGCCAGUGUAUCUACAAGCUUGUAAGGUUUCGCCUUGAAAUGCAAGCACCUUACAUAUCAAAAUGGCCUCAAGCUCUCAGCAUCCAAGCACAUCCAUUGAAUGUUUCAACAAGUUUUAAGCAGCGGGCAAUGCUUGUCGAUGAAAUCUGGCAUGCGGCUGGUGAUGAAGCCUCUGAUUUAGAUUGGUACGUGAAGCGCACUGUCCUUGGAGGGAUAUACUCAACAACAGAGAUUUACAUGCUGACAGACAGUUCCCCAGAGUUUCGUGAUACAUGGCUGUUCUUGGAUAAUCGCGUGAAAGAUGCAUUUGAUUUGAAGAAGACAAUUCAGGAGGCAACGUAUUUGGCAGAAGCUGUAGGUGCUGGAAUGGGGAGCUCUUUGCAAGGCUUUGUUGGCAAGGUGAUUCAGAGAUAAAAGGUUAAGUGAAGAGAGUAUGUAUGAUCAGCUUCAGACUCAAAAACAUUUUCUCUUUGAGGAGCUAUGGAAACUUUUAGUAGGUCAGACUUAGUGUUGAUAACACGGCACAAAGCCAUUGAGGUUUAGGUUCUGCAGUAAGAAGUUUUCAGAGCAGGUGCCCUGAUUCAUUUCCUUGGCAGUUUGAUUGAGUUAAAAUAGUAAAGUUGCUUCAUAAAUUAUAUGAUAAUAUUUUGGCUUAAUAAUAUAAAUAUCUUCGGGUUGGUUGUAGGCUUAUAAAAGCCUAUUCAACUUGGUUGUAAAACUUAUUUUAUACUCUAAAAUAAGGGAUAAAGCAAAUCGAGUCUCAACUUUAGAACUUUUCUGUUAA
Messenger RNA from Gossypium raimondii (Peruvian cotton), 1348 nucleotides. RefSeq lists its product as uncharacterized. Gene Ontology annotation, biological process: ubiquinone biosynthetic process. Gene Ontology annotation, molecular function: lipid binding. Gene Ontology annotation, cellular component: mitochondrial inner membrane. The record is from RefSeq and is a predicted model, not a curated record. The transcript has 6 exons. The coding region runs from base 79 to 978 and encodes 299 amino acids. NCBI's taxonomy places the organism in Eukaryota, Viridiplantae, Streptophyta, Magnoliopsida, Malvales, Malvaceae.